AUGCCGACGCCACCGCCACCGGCAGCCAAGGUGAAGGUGUCAUCUACACCAAGAGAUGGAUCCUAUCUUCGGCGGCAAGAAAAAUUCAGAAGAGAGGAGCAGCUCGCGGAAGAGCUUGCAACCGAAAAGAAGCUGCACGAGCAGAGACUGCAGGAAACAAAGGAGCAUUAUGAGGAGAAGUUGGAGGAAGCCAAGAAACAAUACGAUCUGGCGGCGGUGAAGAACCUGCAGCUUCAGGCAAAAGUGGGUGCAUCUGAAGCGGAGAAACGCUAUGACCAAAGGCUGGCAACCGCAGUCAGUAACUUGAGAGAGCAGAUCAGUGUGGAGAAGAAAGCAAAGGAGACGGAGCAGAAGACAUGUGCGGACCUCGAAGCCUGCAACAAGAGGUAUGUGGAUGCAAACGGAAAGUUCGCAACGGAGCACCAGAACUGGAUCCAGCGUGGUCAAAAUGCAGAAGCUGGAGAAAAGGAAGCCAAACGCCAGGCGACUGUGGCCAAAAAGCAACUGGAGGCUGAACAAAAGAAGUACCAGGAGCUGAAGACACAACACGAUGCAUUGGAGGUACUUCUGCAGAAGCGAGCUGCGCAACUCAACCCGCCGUCCGAGGCCAGGGCUUCUCGGGGUCGUCAACUGCUGUCUUGGAUGAUGUGGAUGAUGGGGCCUGAACAGGAAUCUGCUGCGCCAAAGAGAAAGAAAAAGGGCUGA
Symbiodinium sp. CCMP2592 is the source of this 705-nucleotide messenger RNA. Lineage: Eukaryota; Dinophyceae; Suessiales; Symbiodiniaceae. The record is from the annotation of a GenBank genome assembly.